Brettanomyces bruxellensis is the source of this 3192-nucleotide messenger RNA. RefSeq lists its product as uncharacterized. Gene Ontology annotation, biological process: protein import into nucleus. The transcript has a single exon. The record is from RefSeq and is a predicted model, not a curated record. Gene Ontology annotation, cellular component: cytosol; nuclear envelope. Bases 1 to 3192 code for a protein of 1063 amino acids. NCBI's taxonomy places the organism in Eukaryota, Fungi, Ascomycota, Pichiomycetes, Pichiales, Pichiaceae. Gene Ontology annotation, molecular function: small GTPase binding.
AUGGAUCUUAGCUAUGAAAAUGUUUUAGAAACUUUAAAAAAUGCCUCGGGUCCCACCAGAGAUGCCGAACAGAUUUCUGCAGAAAAGCAGCUCAAAACAUGGGAAAUUUGUAAAGGCUACCACUAUUUUCUACAGAAAGCAUAUAGUGAUGUUUCGCAGCCAUUACAGAUGCGAUGGCUUGCAGUUAUAUGCUUGAAAAAUGGUGUGGACAAGUACUGGCGCUCAACAAGGAUGCAUGCAAUUUCACCGGAGGAAAAAGUUGAGAUAAGAAACAAUUUAUUUAAUCAACUGGAUGAAUCCAACAAACAACUCACCAUACAGAAUGCGCACACGGUGGCCCGGAUAUGCCGGCAUGACUUUCCGAUGGAAUGGCCGAAUGUAUUCGAUCAAUUGGUAGAAAUAAUCCAGACAUCUGCAGGGCGUUAUGAUGCAACAUCGAUGGUUCGAACAAAUAAUGCAUUAAUCAUCCUGAAUGAAGUGUUGAAGGCUUUAUCGGCAGUGAGGAUAGGGCGGGCAAGAUCUGCGAUGCAGCAAAAAAUGCCUAUGGUGUUCCCAUAUCUUGUUGCUUGCUACAAUGACUAUUUCAACAAAUGGAUAAAAGAAUACGAUGCAGGAAUAGUGGAGGUCGAUUACAUGUGUCUUAAGUGUCUCUGGAAAGCAGUUGUGAACGGCUUCCAGGAGCCAUACCACGAAGAACUAGUGCGAGAUUUUAUGCAGACCACAUUGAUGCAUUUACAGCUACUCUUGCAGCAGCAUGCAAAAACUCAAUUGGAGCUUCUUGAGCGUUUUCUCCGGUGCUAUCUCAAGAUAUAUCUCGAUUUAUGUGAGUCGGACGUGACGUCAUUUAUGCUCUUCCCAUGUUCCGUUUCAAUUUUGCAGAGUUUGAAAUCGCUGAUUGUUAAGGAGGCAGAUGCUGUUUACCAGUUAGAAGAUGCCGAUGGAUCGGGAUUCUGGGAGCAAAUGGUGGUGAAGGCAUUCUUGAUCUUUAAGAAAGUGGCCGCAUUUGGCCACAAGGGCAACUCAGGGUCUCUUUUGAGAAAGGAGAAUGGGAAAGAAAUUCAGGAUGCCUCGAAAAUAGUGUUGAAUCAGGUGUUCACACCUAAAGCAUUAGCAGAACUUUUGCAGGUGAUGAUCACACAUUAUUUGAGGUUGCGUCCGUGUGACUUGGAGGCUUGGAAUUUGGAGCCCGAACAAUGGGCACUUGAUGAUAUGCAGAGCAGUUGGGAAUAUCAAGCUCGUCCAUGUGCGGAACGCUUUUUUCAGGAUUUAGCAUCAUACUACAAGCCUUUAAUGUCUCAAAUGAUAUUGGAGGCUGUAGGUUCGAUAUUGGGCGAUGCAAAUUCGGAUACUUUGGUUAAAGAUUCAGCAAUGUGCAUCUUUGAGCUAAGUACAGUAGCUGUUUCUGAUAAAUGCAACUUUGAUGAGAUGCUUUCAAACUUCUUCUUGCCCCAGGCCAUGAACACUUCAUCCUCGGACUUGCAAAUUAUUCGCAGGCGGGUAUGCCUGGUGAUCAACGAGUGGGUUUCAGUUCAAUGCUCAAAAGAGACCAGAAACAGCGUCUACAAGUUUUUGGACGAGCUCCUUGACUUUAACCAGGUUGCAAACGAUAAAGUUGUCCGUCUUACUGCAUGCAUUGUGCUCAAACACAUGCUUAGCGACUGGGACUUUCGCAAAAGUGCAUUCAAGCCAUACUUAGAGUCUACAACCUCGCGUUCUCUUACUUUGCUGAAGCAGUUAGAGCUUACCGAAUCGAAAAAAAUCGUUCUCGAGGUAAUUUCGCUUUUGGUGGAGAGAAAUGGCUCGCUUAUCAAUGAUUCAAUAAUUCAGGAGCUUCUUGAAAUGGUUCCGCAACUAUGGCAGGAGUCGGAGAAAACCGGACAGCCAAUUCUUCAGAAUUCUCUCUUGCGUCUUCUCAAAGAACUUACCAACUCCUUAGGACCGAAAUGUGGCCGUGUGCUGCCCUUAGUCUUACCACUGAUACCCGCAUGCUGCUCAGAAAAUGCACAGUAUUACUCUUUACUAUCUGAGGAUGGAUUUGAGCUUUGGUCUUCGUUACUUAAACAGCUUCCAUCGAACAAUCCGACCUCCAUACCCGAGGAGAUAUUUCAUUCUUGGUUUCCGCUAGUUCUUGGGGGGCUUAGGAAUGCCACAGAGAUCCUUCCAUUAAUUUUAAAUAUUACUCGUUCGUACAUGCUGUUCGACCCCUCUUUAUUCACAUCACAGACUGGAUUCAACAUAUUUAAGGUGCUCAGCGAGUACUUGCAGACUAUGCGAGAUGAUUCAUUAUAUAUCACAUCUCAGCUUGUGGAGAUUAUGGCCUUGCAUAUGACGAAAUAUCAGCAAGAGCAGAAUACUCUAGUUCCGGAAUUAGUUCAAAGCGGACUUUUUGGCUCAAUGGUGAAGUUUGUCUUGAGAAAAACCGAGACCCCAAACUGCGAGAUUAAACUCUCAUUUCCUUUACUUAGGCUGGUUAUGCUGGACCCUAAAUCUUUUAUAUUUCAACUCUUGACCACCGUUAUUGGUAACAGUGAAUGUUCUUCUGCAUCCUCGGGCGAAUUUCCUCCCCAGGUUGAACUUGCUCUUUUAUUUAACCGCCUCAUGACGAACUUGGUAUCAAAUCUAAGACUCACAUACGACUCUAAGGCCAGAAAAUUGCUUCUACUGGCGCUUCUCUCUUUUUACGACACGACGUUUUUUACCCAUGCCGUUGAAAGUAAUUCACAAUUCAAAGGCGACACGGAAUACGAAAUUCAGCAUUUGGAUGGUAUUAGUGGAGUAUUUUUUACUCUCACCUUACAUUUUGGAGAGAUAAUGUCAUUGGCCACCAGGUUCUUUGAGGAAAUACACGAAACACCAAGUGGUGAUUGUAAGACAUACCACAGCCAGGGAACGUACGAUGAUGAGGAGUUGGUACCAAUUAGAAAUGAGGUUGAAGAGGAAGAGCAGGAUGGCGAUCCGGAUAAUGAAUAUAUCCGGGAAUUUCGAGUCCCGGACAGCAGUGAAAAGCAAAGAUUUACAGAUUUGGUUCUGGAGGUGGAUCCAAUAUUUAACAUUAACAUGAAGAGCUUUGUGCAGAGCAAAAUGGGGCAGUUGGCCGCUGGAGUUGAUAACUACAACAUACUAUUGAAAUCGUUGAGCAAAGAGACACUGGAUGACCUUCAGCUACAGUAUGAUAAAGCUGGAACGAACUGA